AUGCCUUCCCAGAGGCAUCAAGAGACUGCCGCCGCCGCCGCCGCCCGCCCCCUGCCUCCCGCUCCAGGGGCAGGAGAAGAAGUUGCUGCUGGAGAGUCUCUCUCCAACGAUGAAGGCAUCGUCAGCCCCCGUGACGAUGCUGAGAUGGAGAGGGCCUCUCCCGCGGCGGCUUCUUCUUCUUCUUCUUCUCCUGGCCGCCUGCCGCCGCCGCCCUCCGCCAUGCGUCCUCCCCCCGGCUUCGAGGAGGAGCCGUCUGCCGCCUCUGUCCCCCGAGAAGAGGCCCCGCCGUCCUCGGCGGGAGAGCAUCCCAACCCCCUGGGUUGCUCUCCCGUCGAGCCCGAGCACUUUCCGGAGUCGCUCGGGCUGGGCCAUUACUACGAGGCCCAGGGCGUGCGGGAGAGGGACUGGGAUCUCCCUGGUGCCGAGACUGCCCCUACGGGGUACAACGACCGGCCCGUCACCGGCCACUGGAUGUCUGGAGAAUUCAUCCUGGUCAAGGUUGGCGGCAAGGCGUUCCAGCUUCCAAUGCGGCUACUCUCCAAGUAUCCGUUCUGGAACGCCUUGCUGUACUUGGAACAGCCGCCCCAAGGCUGGUCGAUGCCGGGCGUGGACGCCGACAUCUUCGUCGUGCUCAUGGAGUGCGUGUACUCGACGUCGGGCCUGCACGGCACCGAGGACGGCCUGAACCUCAUGAAGCUCUGCUACGCGUACCUGCUCGCCGGCCGCUGGGGCAUGCCGCACGACAGGCGCAAGCUGCGCGACACGGCGUACCGCUACGUCGUCCGCAAGAUCUUCUUCUUCAACCCGCACCUUGCCGACGAGGACCAGGGCCACCUGCACCAGGGCCACUUCCGGUACCGGUCCGAGGAGCUGUACCGCACCUGGGAGCUCGUGCGGCGGUAUCCGGCCCUCGAGAAGAUUGUCAGCCAGGGAGACCUGGUGUCCAUGUACACCGUCACCGUCCAUCCCUCGCUCUGGGCGGAUCUUGCCGAGCAGUUUGAUCCCUUGUUUCCGGAGCUCGUGGAGGCCUCGCUGGAGAGGAGACUCAGCUCGGAUCAGAAUGCUUUUCAGAAUUGGUUUCUGAGGUUCUUUCGUCUGGCUGGGUACUCGGAUUUCGGAUGGCUUUCGCGCGAGGCUGCGGAUCGGUUCUUUGGACCGCUGCAUCUGGAUGAUGAUGGCCAUCCUGUCCCUCUUCAGUUUCGAACCGAGUUUGCCGCCUCUCGAGCUCGCACGGAGGCUUUGAUCAACGAGUACCAGGUACGACAGGAUCAAGGACAGCCCCUCUCUUCCGCUACUCCCGCCUAUGCCGAAGGAGAUGCUCAUGUCGAAGCGGACGUUGAUGUUGAAGGAGAGCCCAUUACCGACGAUGAACUUUACGCCGAAGGGGAGCCCGUUCCUGGAGACAAUCUCACUGUCGAAGAAGAAGAGCCUAUUGUCGAAGAGGACGUUGACGCAGAGGGCGAGUCCACGACCAAAGACGACGUCCUUCCUGGUCCCAGCAUCCUUUCUACUCCCACCAGGCGUUCUGAUCCCGGAAGACGACCUCGAGUGCACCACGACAACCGCGUGCGGUUUGCUGAACAGACGGAAAUCUUUGAGAUUGAACCAUAUCAGGGGCCUAGUUUCGCCGCGUCAAGAGCUGCUGCGUCUGCAUACGAGGAUAUGGACUCCGCGGACUGUGAUCCCUUUGUGGACUAG
Trichoderma reesei QM6a is the source of this 1698-nucleotide messenger RNA. RefSeq lists its product as uncharacterized. NCBI's taxonomy places the organism in Eukaryota, Fungi, Ascomycota, Sordariomycetes, Hypocreales, Hypocreaceae. The coding region runs from base 1 to 1698 and encodes 565 amino acids. The transcript has 4 exons. The record is from RefSeq and is a predicted model, not a curated record.